AUGGUGAGAGAGUCGUACGGACGAAGAACGUUCGCGGCGGAGAGCGGCGUGGUCAAGCUCGCGAGCGAGGGGUUCUUGGCGAGAAAGGCGUGCGGGGACGAUUUACACCCUCCCACGGCGCACGCGACGGCGUUUAACGCGCAUAAUGCGCCUGACAAUGAUUUACAGCUCGAUUUUGCGUAUGGGUAUCGAGGACACGACGCGCGAGGGAACGGGGCGUACAACGCGGAUGGGAAAAUCGUAUACACGACGGCGGCGUGCGGAGUGGUGUACGACGGGGUUGAACACGUGCAGGACUUCUUCACGUUCCACAGCGAUGACAUCUUGUGCUUGGCGAUGCAUCCAGAUGGAGAAAUAGCGGCCACGGGGCAGGCUGGUCGAGAUCCCGUGGUGUGCGUGUGGAGCACGAAGACGAAUCGAGUCUUGGCCGAGUUGAGGGGAUUUCAUCAACGCGCGGUGACGAGCUUAAGUUUCGAUGCGACGGGAAAAUUUCUCGUCACUGUUGGCUUGGACGACGAGCAUUCUAUUGCUGUGUACGAUUGGGAAAACAAGAAAGUCCUCGCCAACUCUAAAGGCGACACGAAGAGAAUUUUCAAUUGCAAGUACAAUCCACACGACGGACGCAUCGUCACCGUUGGCGAACAGCACGUGAAGUUUUGGGUAAUGGAAAAUGGCUAUCUUGUCGGUAAAAACGGCGUUUUUGGGCGCUUGGGGAAGCCAUCGACUGUUUUAUCCAUCGCAUUUGGCGAGGACGGGAGCACAUUUACUGGAAUGCAGCACGGUACCAUCUACCAGUGGGCCGACGGUGGAGAGGAGUGCAUACAGAAAUUUGACUUUGUUCACGAGGGGCCGGUGCACGAUAUCUUCGUCACUGAAGAUUACAUCAUUACCGGUGGGAAUGAUGGUAAAGUGAACUUUUUCACCCAGUACAUGGAAAAAGUCUUCGCGAUUGACAUGAGCAAGGUGGCGGAGAGUAUCAUAGACGAUCAAGGCAAGCCGGUGUAUGCGUGGAAAAGGAACAGGCGAAUCAUCACUCAAGGUCAUGCCAACGCUGUCGAUCGUACGACAAUGUUGUUUAAUGCGGAACUUUGGGGGUUGGCCUGCCACCCAUCCAAAGCUAAAUUUAUCACCGCUGGCGAUGAUAAAACAGUGCGAACGUAUGACAUGUAUCUCCGAAGACAGAUUAGCGUGAGAAAUGUCGCGAGUCGAGCGCGCUCUUGCUCGUAUAGCCCCGAUGGUAAAUUGAUCGCCGUCGGUUUCUAUGGUGGAGGUUUCAUGGUUUACGAAGACAAAACUGGGACAGAAGUCGUGGCGAAGAAGCACCGUCGCGCGAUAAUUAGCGACGUGAAGUUUAGUCCUGACGGUCGAUGGCUCGCUGUGGCAAGUCAUGACUUUUUUAUCGACAUCUACGAUGCUUCCAGCGGUUUCAAGCGCGCCGGUGUGUGCAAAGGACACAGCGCCCCGGUGACGCACUUGGACUGGAGUGAAGAUAGUAAGUAUCUUCAAACGAACUCGCAAGAUUUCGAGUUGCUUUACUGGGAAAUCCCAACAUGCGAAUUGAUUGAGUUUUCAGCGGCGCUGAAAGACGUGAACUGGGCAACAUGGACGUGCAUCGCGGGGUGGCCCGUGCAAGGCAUUUGGCCAAAGCACAGCGAUGGCACUGACGUCAAUAGCUGCGCGCGAAGUAGCGACAAAAGAACCGUCGCCACGGCGAACGAAGACGGUAUUGUGCGUUUGUUUAGAUAUCCAUGCGACGUCGGACGAGGUGAUCACAAGACGUACGUCGGUCACAGCUUCCACAUCACUAAAUGUUGCUUCAGUUACAACGAUGAAUUCCUCAUUACAGUCGGAGGCGAGGAUCGUACCAUAUUGCAAUGGCGA
Messenger RNA from Ostreococcus lucimarinus CCE9901, 1881 nucleotides. RefSeq lists its product with no specific name. The transcript is spliced from 2 exons. Gene Ontology annotation, molecular function: microtubule binding. The annotation marks the transcript as partial. The record is from RefSeq and is a predicted model, not a curated record. Lineage: Eukaryota; Viridiplantae; Chlorophyta; Mamiellophyceae; Mamiellales; Bathycoccaceae.